UACGAUCGAAACUUAAAGCAACUGUUUUAAACAGUGUUCGAACUCUUUCUUCGAGGAGGUGGUAAGCAACUACGUUUUGGUGUAGAAUACUUUCUGCUUUGGUGGCAGCACAUAGGAUACACAGGGUGGGGGUGUACUAAAGGCUUAAAAGGCUCUCCAACGUCCUUGUAACACGCAGUUCUAGAAUAGAACAUAAUAGUAUUCCCUUCAAAUAAAAAUUAGUGCAAAUUUUUCUUCGGCAUCUUCUAGAUUAGUAUUUAAUCGCUUGUAACGUUACCGAUAAUCAUAUUAUUAAUUUAAAUAUUAAUAUAAAUAUAGUGCAAAUACAUCGAAAUAUAUAAUAUAAAAACUCGUGAGAAGAAACUUUUUCUUUGCAACGCAAAGAAAAUCGGGAUUGAUACUUUUUGAAAUGAAGAAAAGCGAGUGAUUUUCAUUUCGAAAUUUUAUCGCUUAAUUUUAUAUCUGGAUACAGUGAUCGAUGAAUCAACUGUGCGGUUAAUCUCUUCCGAUCUUCACCGAUUUUAAAUAUAUAUCGUAGUUGGCAACAAGUAGAAAAUGAAGAAGACGAGAAGUUUUCAAAUGUUUGCAACGUUUCUUUUAUUGGUGUUCUUCGUAUCGCCAUCUUCUACUUGGGCCCUUACGACUUUCGGCAAAACCAACCCUCAAACCUCGAAUCAAAAUUCUCAUCCAUCGCCUACACCAGUUGGAAGAGCUCGGGAAUGUAAGUUGGAGUCUGAUUGCGCUGGAAUUCAAAAUACGACAUGUAUAGCGGAUCCUCGAGACGGAAGGACACGUUGCCUUUGCGGAGAUUAUUCCGCACCUCUUAACGGCGCGUGUAUUAACAAAUUCAAAGCGUUACAUUUUUCAUGUAACAAUGAUUCUGAAUGCAUUAAUGGGGCACAUUGCGUACAACUAAACGUUACCUUGGGAAAACGCUGCUAUUGUCAAGAAGGAUAUUAUGAAGAAAAUCCUUUAGUUUGCAGUGGUGGUAUAUCUGUUCUUGCAUUUCACACGCUAUAUCUCUUAAUUAGUUUAAUUAUUGUAAAACGUAAUUUUAGUUUUAUAUAAAUCAUUUACAAUUGAAAUAUAUUAUUUUAAAUGAAUGUAAAAAAAUUGUAUUAAUUUUAAAAUUACGUAUGGUAAAUUUUCAAUCAUCAAAAAAUAUGAUAUUGUACAAAAAAAAAAAAUAUAUGUUUGGUAUAUUUACGCGAAGAUACGUAUUUUAAUUAUCAUUUUAAAAAUAUUAAGAAAGCAUAUGCUCGAGCUAUGCGCAAAAAAUAUAAUUCGAUAGCUUUUCAUAUUUUCUAUAUCUCCAAAUUCUAAUC
This is a messenger RNA of Apis laboriosa (Himalayan honeybee), 1325 nucleotides long. RefSeq lists its product as uncharacterized. The record is from RefSeq and is a predicted model, not a curated record. Bases 556 to 1068 code for a protein of 170 amino acids. NCBI's taxonomy places the organism in Eukaryota, Metazoa, Arthropoda, Insecta, Hymenoptera, Apidae. The transcript is spliced from 4 exons.